This is a messenger RNA of Sphaeramia orbicularis (orbiculate cardinalfish), 693 nucleotides long. RefSeq names its product macrophage mannose receptor 1-like. The transcript is spliced from 4 exons. The record is from RefSeq and is a predicted model, not a curated record. The coding region runs from base 1 to 693 and encodes 230 amino acids. NCBI's taxonomy places the organism in Eukaryota, Metazoa, Chordata, Actinopteri, Kurtiformes, Apogonidae.
AUGGACAUGCCCGAAACAUUUCCCCAGGGAGGCAUUCAGGAGUCAUUCUCAGUAGAUGCCCGAACCACCUCAACUGUGGCUCCUCUCAACAUGGAGGAUCAGCGGCUGUACUCCAAGUCCCUCCCAGAUGUCCGAACUCCUCACCCUAUCUCUAAGGCUGAGCACGAACACACUGACACCUACAUAAUAGGCAGCACUCGCUUGAACUGGCUCCAGAGUCAGACUUACUGCAGGAAGCAUUACACUGACUUGGCCAGUAUUAGAGACCAGCAAGAGAAGGACAGGAUUUUCAGUGUGAUCAACAGUGGCAUAGCGUAUUGGAUUGGUCUGUCAAGAGAUUCGUGGAAGUGGUCGGACCAGAGUAACUUUGAAUUCACUGCAUGGAGAUCAACGGAGCCGAGAAACCAACAGGGAAAUGAGUUUUGUGGGUAUGCUUCAGCGCAAGGAUGGGGUGAUACUGAUUGUGCUCUUGAAUUGUCAUUUAUCUGUUCAGUUCGCAGAGAAACGCUGUUAAAAGUUGUGUUGAAGCCAGAAGGAUCUGUUGACCUGAAUGAUCCCUUGGUGUCUGAGGCUGUUUUGAAGGCUAUGGAGAGACAAAUGAGUGAACAUGGGAUCAAUCAUAACGUAAGACUGAGUUGGAGGAGGCAACCAAAUGGAGAAAUAUUUAAUAGGGAAGCAAAUUCAACACUGUAA